AUGGCGCCAGAGGAGGCUCGAAUCAGUGCAGCAGCUGAGGGUGGCACGAACCGGCAUCGAUCUGCUGGGCAGUUUCGAUGUGUUGGAGGAGCAGAGCUUGGAGUCCAUUACAGCUUGUCUGCAGACACAUUUUACUAUUGGCAGGAACUGCACAAACACCCCAUCGGCGAUGAUGCAGAGGAGGUUGUACCCGAAGUGCUGGCAUCAGUGGACGCUGUUGAGGCUUUGGAGGCAGCUCUGGCUGCCAGGUCAGCAGCAGAGCCUGAGCUGGCGCCACCUGGCCCCAACGGCCUUAUGUCACCGGCAGUGCAGGGCAUGAUUCUGCUCAACAUCAGCGCCGCCCUAUUCGGGUCCAAUCAGGUAGUCAUUAAGCUGGCGGAGGCUGAUGUGAGCGUGAGCGCGCUGUCAGCGCUGCGCUUCGGCAUCGCUGCGAUAUGUUUCCUGCCCGCCGCCAGCCGCGGCCUUCGCAUGCCCCAGCUGCGCGCCACCGCCCUCGAGCUCGGAGUCUGGCUCUUUGGCGGCUACACGCUGCAGGCGAUGGGGUUGGAGUACACGACUGCCUCGCGUGGGGCAUUCACGGGCACCUUCACAGUGCUGGCCGUGCCAAUCCUGGUCGGUCUGUCAGGACGCAAGAUCCCCUGGUCCACAUGGGCCGCCGCGGCCGGCGCGCUCACCGGCGUGGGUCUCCUGACGACGAGCGGCGCCGACCCGAACGUGGGCGACGCGCUAUGCAUCGCGUCUGCGGCGCUGUUCGGAGUGCAUAAAUGGCGCAGCGAGGCGGCGACCACGCGCCACAGCGAGAGCACCAGCGAGCUCAUCGCGGUGCAGCUGCUCGUGCUGGCGUCGGCUUCCGCGCUGUUCUGCACUCCGGAGCUCCUUGGGCAGAUUUCCCAGGGCCCAGAGCACCUGCUGGCAGCUGCAGAGGGCCUCCCCUGGCCGGCACUGGCCUUCAUGGGCCUGGCAACGACGGCGUUCACUCUCUCAGUGGAGAUGCACGCCCUCAAGUCAGUCUCUUCCCCGCUCGCUGCUCUCAUCUACACGGCUGAGCCACUUUGGGGAGCGCUGUUCGCCUGGGUGCUGCUUGGAGAGCGUUGGGGGCCCACUGGCUGGGCAGGCGCCGCUCUCAUAAUCGCUUCCACUCUUGCCGCGCAGUUUCUUGGCGGCAGCGAGAAGACCAAGGAGGCUUGA
Molecule: messenger RNA, 1188 nt
Organism: Coccomyxa subellipsoidea C-169
Lineage: Eukaryota; Viridiplantae; Chlorophyta; Trebouxiophyceae; Coccomyxaceae
Exons: 7
Coding region: 1-1188 (395 amino acids)
Cellular component (GO): membrane
Source: RefSeq, a predicted model, not a curated record